Messenger RNA from Aspergillus wentii DTO 134E9, 979 nucleotides. RefSeq lists its product as uncharacterized. The record is from RefSeq and is a predicted model, not a curated record. The annotation marks the transcript as partial. The transcript has a single exon. Lineage: Eukaryota; Fungi; Ascomycota; Eurotiomycetes; Eurotiales; Aspergillaceae.
CCGCAAGAACACGGAGCAGCGAGGACUUGCCUGCAUUUUGAAGACCGAUCAUGGUGACAUCCAUCUCCGUUGCCCUACAUGUUGCGAGUGCUCGUGCUUAGCGACUCGUUCUGCGGGGACGGGCCGGGAAGGCUAUUUGCGGGAACGACGACGACAAAUGAUUACUCGAUGGGAACAACGGCCCACUUACCAGAACAUCCUCAAGAGCCAGUCAUAGAUCGUUCGAAAGAUUCCAGCCAUGUUGACGUUGUGCAAUGGGGCGAAAAUAGAAAAGAGGUCGAGUUGGACAAUGCUUGGAAUCGGCCUUGUGGGAUGGAGGGUUGUGGGCGAAUAUAUCGAAACUCAACGAUAAGAGGAGUUUUGUAAAGGCAAGUGGGGUGGUGGUGGGCUGUUGAAGGGGGGAGAUGACCACUUCUCCUCCCAAUAAUAAUCAGGGUAAUAAUAUGGGCAAAAAGUAAUGUGCGUAGUCAAGGCAGGCAGAAGAGAUGAGAAAUAGGGUCGGGGAUAGGACUGCGUUUGGGAAUCAGGACGACCGGGAGAAAGAGAAGGACAGGAAAGAGAAGCAGGAUGCUGAAACCAGACUCGUGCAGCACGAAAGAAUAACCAGGAAAAAAAGCUCCGCGCUAUUCAGACCCGUUCGUUUCUUGCUUUCCUUUCUUUUUCCGCUGCUAGAAAGAGAAGACCGAGCGGCGAUAUUUUCCUUCUUCUGGAGCUUCUUCCUUUGCGGUGAAACUGCGCUGCUUGGGGAUCUUACUAUGGGCACGCAUGACCGUUCUUUUGCGCCGCUUGGGAGGGGAGCGCUUAGGCUCUUCCGGGGCUGGCGCCGUCUGUCAGUUCAAUAGUCGCAAAUGAUCAGCCCGUAGUCAUGGUUUUGCUCGGGAUUUAUGAUGACAUCGAGGAUGACUGGCAUCAAUUAAUAAUGGUAUCCGCUAUCUGAUAAUUCUUCCUUGCCUGGCCCUGGUUUGUUUCUGGGGGAAAA